Molecule: messenger RNA, 7732 nt
Organism: Alligator mississippiensis (American alligator)
Lineage: Eukaryota; Metazoa; Chordata; Crocodylia; Alligatoridae
Gene: ARID5B
Product: AT-rich interaction domain 5B
Exons: 10
Coding region: 251-3817 (1188 amino acids)
Biological process (GO): regulation of transcription by RNA polymerase II
Cellular component (GO): nucleus
Molecular function (GO): transcription cis-regulatory region binding
Source: RefSeq, a predicted model, not a curated record
AGCAAUUGGGCGGAAAUCCCGCCCUCCCCCCUCCCGAUUUCACUCUUCUGGGAAAUUGGGGUUCAGGAGAAAUAUUGGGCUGCUUUUUCGCUCAUUUUGGGGAAGCUGGAGAGGCGCGGUUGGGGUUUUAUAUUGAGGCUCCGGGCUGGCUGGUGGAGGAGAGAGCUUUCCCCUGCCAGGACCUGAUGCAAUCCAUUCAAGCCAACAAGUUUGGAGAGAAUGUUGAGUUCAAUCAAUUCAGAACGUCGAGAUGGAGCCCAACUCGGUCCAGUGGGUCGGUUCUCCGUGUGGUUUGCACGGACCUUACAUUUUCUACAAGGCUUUUCAGUUCCACCUUGAAGGCAGACCAAGAAUUUUGUCCCUUGGCGACUUCUUCUUUGUAAGAUGUAAGCCAGAGGAUCCGAUUUGCAUAGCGGAGCUCCAGCUGUUGUGGGAAGAGAGGACUAGCAGGCAACUUUUAUCCAGCUCCAAACUUUAUUUUCUCCCAGAAGAUACUCCCCAGGGCAGAAAUAGUGACCACGGCGAGGUGGAUGAAGUUAUUGCUGUUUCAGAGAAGGUAACUGUGAAGCUUGAAGACUUGGCAAAAUGGGCACAAUCAGAUUUCUCCAAAUGGAAGAGUGGUUUCCGAGCUGACCCAGUCAAACCCACGGAACUAGGCAAGAAUGGACAGAAGGAAUCCUUGAUGAGAUACAGACAGUCCACACUCAAUAGUGGCCUGAACUUCAAAGACAUUCUGAAGGAAAAGGCUGAUCUUGGUGAAGAAGAUGAAGAUUCAAGUCUCUUGAUCCUUAGUUAUCCACAAUACUGUCGAUAUCGUUCCAUGCUAAAGCGUCUUCAAGACAAGCCAUCCUCAGUAUUAACAGACCAGUUUGUUUUAGCUCUUGGUGGCAUUGCAGUAACAAGCAAGAGCCCCCAAAUCUUUUACUGUCGGGAUACAUUUGAUCACCCAACUCUUAUAGAAAAUGAAAGCAUAUGUGAUGAAUUUGCACCAAACCUUAAAGGCAGACCACGCAAAAAGAAGCCAUACCCACAGAGAAGAGAUUCAUUAAAUGGCGUUAAGGAUUCCAACAAUAAUUCUGAAAGCAAAGCUGUUGCCAAGGUAAAAUGUGAGGCCAGGUCAGCUUUUCCCAAACCCAAGAAUAACAACGGCAACUGUAAAAAAAGUUCAAGUGAAGAUAAAUCAAAGGUUGCUGUAGGUGAAGAAUGCAAAGCUGAUGAGCAAGCUUUCCUUGUGGCACUUUAUAAAUACAUGAAAGAAAGGAAAACACCAAUUGAACGAAUACCCUAUUUAGGUUUUAAGCAGAUUAACCUUUGGACUAUGUUUCAAGCUGCUCAAAAACUGGGAGGAUAUGAAACAAUAACAGCCCGUCGACAAUGGAAACAUAUUUAUGAUGAAUUAGGUGGUAACCCUGGAAGCACAAGUGCUGCUACAUGUACUCGCAGACAUUAUGAAAGAUUAAUCCUGCCAUAUGAAAGAUUUAUUAAAGGAGAAGAAGAUAAGCCACUGCCUCCAUUGAAACCUCGGAAGCAGGAUAUCAGUUCCCAGGAGGGGGAAACUAAAACAAAAGUGGCUGGAACAAAACGCAUCAAAAAUGAAAACCAAAAGAGUAAGAAAGAAAAAGAUAAUGCACAGAAACCCCAAGAUGCAGCUGAGGUCUCAUCAGACCAAGAGAAGGAUCAAGAAAUUUCAGACCAGAAAGGUUUAUCUGAGCCUCCUGAAGUGGGAGAGAUGAAGAAGCAUGUUGAAGGGCACCAGCCUCUCUUACCAGAGGCAGCAGGGCUGGGCUCCCUGGAGAAGGAGGACUUGAUGGAAAGUACUUCAAACAACGAUACAGCCCAGGAGGAUGUUCAGCACUCAUCCUCAUUUUCUACUAUUGCUGUACCCCCUGAACAAGACACCACAUUGGAUGCCACUGUCAACAAGCAGUUACACACCCCACCAAAUGCCCUGGAUGACACAAAGCCAGAACAAAGGGCACAUGGUUUUACAGACAGCUUAGAAAAGGAGCCUCCAGAAACACCCAUUCAUGGUUUCCCUGCAAUACAAGUACAGUUACCAAGUCAAAACGACAUGGAAGAUGAUAAAUUGCCAGAGAUGGCUGAUUACAUUGCAAACUGCACGGUGAAAGUGGAUCAGUUAGGAAAUGAAGAUAUACAUAAUGCACUAAAGCAAACCCCUAAAGUUCUCGUGGUACAGAAUUUUGAUAUGUUCAAAGAAAAGGAGCUGCCCGGUUCCGUUCAUGAUGAUCCCAGUUUUAGUUACACACCACUACUCUAUUCGAAGGGUAAUCCAGGCAUCAUGUCACCACUGGCAAAGAAAAAACUUCUGUCUCAGGUCAGUGGGGCAGCUCUGUCAUGUAGCUAUCCUUAUGGUUCACCUCCACCUUUGAUUAGCAAAAAGAAAUUAAACAAUAGAGAUGAACUAUCUUCAAGUACAGCACAGGCUCCCCACACUCCCAAUUCUGAUUCUGUAGCAGUUAAUAGACCAUCAGUAAUACAACACGUACAGAGUUUUAAAAGCAAGAUUUCAGAAGAAAGGAAAUCUAUUAAUGAAGUAUUUAGGCAUGACAUAUUAAGCAAACCAGAUCCUCAGCGUUGUGAUUUUUCUAAACAUCACCUCAACUCUCUUGCUGAAUCGUACAUACCGAAGCUAGAUCUCCAGGACUCCAAAGAUAAAAUGAGUGAGAAAAGGGUACUGCAGCAUUCCCAUGUGCCCAGUUUCUUGGCAGAUUUUUAUUCAUCUCCUCAUCUGCACAGUCUUUAUAGGCAUACAGAACACCACCUUAAUAAUGAACAGACAUCAAAGUACCUCCCCCGGGACAUGUUCAGAGAUUCGGAAAAUAUUUCUACUUUUACUCAACACAAACACCAAGACAAGCUACAUUUAAAUUAUCACCCAUCUUUGCAUCAGCAAGAAAAAAAGACUGUAGUGGAAGCCUCUUCAGAUGAUCAGCCAACAGACUUGAGUCUUCCAAAGAGCAUACACAAACAGACUGUUAAGGCUCCUGGAUCCAGCCUCCCCCAUUCAUCAGUGGGGCAGCAAGAAAGCAAAAGUAUUUCCCAGUUCCAAGUUGCAAGCAGCCAGGCUUUGAGCAUAGACUGUAAUCCCAAAGCCUGCCGCGUUUCUCCAAUGACCAUGGCAGCAUCUAAAAAGCAUGGUGAAUCCCUUCACAGAUCCGGAAAGCAGCAGAAUCAGAGGCUUGAGAAUUUGAGAAAGAUGGAGGGGAUGGUCCAUCCCGUUAUGAGCCGCAAAACUAGCCCCCAAACCAUUGGAGCAGCUCGGCCUUUGAAACGGAGCCCGGAGGAUUUGGACAAGGUCAUUAUUGAAAAAAAAAUCCGAGCUGUCUCUCCUCUGCACUUACCCAAGGAGGCAUCUACAAAAGAAAAGACUGCCGAUCAUGAGGGCGAAGGCAGCAAAUCAGUGCACGGUCUUCAUUCUGGCAGCAUGUUGGAAAGCCACAAAUUUCCCCUUUCCAGCCCUAUCUUCACAGGCUUGUACCCAGGAACCCUGUGUGCAGGGCUGAACAAUCGCCUCCCAGCUGGAUACUCUCAUCCUUUGCAGUACUUGAAAAAUCAGACCGUGCUUUCCCCCCUAAUGCAGCCUUUGGCUCUUCAUUCCUUCAUGGUGCAAAGACAAUUUCUUACAUCCCCUGCAAAUUCUCAGCACCUCUAUAGACACUUAGCUGCAGCAACACCUGUAGGAAGUUCAUAUGGUGACCUUUUGCACAACAGCAUUUAUCCUUUAGCUGCUAUAAAUCCUCAAGCUGCCUUUCCACCUUCUCAGCUGUCUUCUGUACAUCCUAGCACAAAACUGUAAAGCCCCCUUAAAAGUGUCUGAAAAAAAUGUUAAGUUAGCUACAUUCCUUUCCCUGUGAUAAUGUCUUGCAGAAUUAGAAAUCAGUAUUUUUGUUAACCAGUAUGCAGUCUCAUCCCACCUAGCUAGGUGCUUCAUACUUAACCGACACUCCUACUUUUUGGUUCUUAAUUCUGGCUUCCACAUCUAUUUCCCAAACCAUUUCAUUUGGCAUACUAGUUUUCUGAGAGGAUUCACAUAUCUGGAGAGCAAAAGAUUAGAGCAAGCCAAUGGAAUUUUAGGACUUGAACCUGGUCUCGCUGAGGUCAGCAUCAACAUUUGUAGUUGUAUUGAGUGAGCAUAGAAUCAGGGCCAUUAGCAUGUUUCAAAACAGGCAAGAACUCGUGAUGAAUCUGAAAAGGAGAACAAGGCAGGAAAUGCAUACAGUCAUUAGAUGUGCUUUUUUUUGGAGGGAGUGGGAGGUAAUUUUUCCUGACUUAAACGUUCAAUCAAUGCAAUUAAGUAUAGUCAAAUUGCAAUAGAUUUUUUUUCCUUUUAACACUAUUAGAACAGAAAAGUAAACACUGUUUAAUUUGACUGUACAUACCCUCUUCAUAAACUACCAGUGUCGCAUUCAGUAACAUAAUUUAUAACGUAAUUAAGUUUUGUUUGUCCAGUAUAUUCUGCGUCUUUUUUUUUUUUUAAUUAAACAAGAUCCUUUUAUCUGCAACUUUUUAAAAGUCUGUGGCUGUCCUAGUUUUUUUGUAUAUGUUUGUAAUUUUUCCAGUUCUUAUAUUUUUGAGCAGCUUUUUUGUCUGUGUUUGGCAACAUUAUUGUUUACAAACUGAGGCAACUGGUUCAGAUGAAUCUUAACCGACAUAAACAUACUGUAGAUAAUACAAUGGUGCAAUGAUGCAAACAAAGUUCCUUUUUCUCUGGUCUGAUCCUGAAAGGUGCUGAGCACCUGCCACUCUCACUGGUGUUGUUGUGAUGGCUCCUACAGUGCUUUACUGACCACAGAAAUUUUACUUUGCCAUACCAUGGUCUGUGAAUUUCUUCAGAAUUAUAUACUUACCAGUUCCUAGGCUAUGAAACCCUCCUGCAUACCAGAGAAAUUUUAAAUAACAAAACCUCACUGGCAACAAGCUGCUGAAUAACAAGUGCAUCCAGAAGACAGAUUUGUGGUUUCAUAGAUUUCAUAGACAUUAGGGCUGGAAGGGACCUCGGAAGAUCAUCGAGUCCAGCCCCCCGCCCAAAGGGCAGGACGUCAGCUGGGGUCAUAGGAUCCCAGCAAGAUAAGCAUCCAGUGAGAAUACAUCAAGAAUUUCAAAUAUUAAAACACGAACAGCAUUUAUUUUAAUUACAGGUUUUAUGGGUCCUUUACCUCAAAACAGAGAUGGGCUAGUGAUGGACUCCUCUACUAAAAAGCAGCCCAAAGUUCAGGUUCAGUGUGAACAAUGGGUCACUAAGCCAGCCCAAUCUUUGUCAUUCAUAGAAAGCAGAAUUCACUUGCAUGUAGAGAUCUAAUACAGUGGAAACCCCAUUCAUGGUGCUAGAUUCUUAGCUGGGGUACAUCUUCAUGGCUACCUGCAAUCAAGGGAGGUUCUUUGCCCUAGCUGUAAAUCUAGUCCAUUGCCUCUCAAAGGGAUAUAUGACCUAUGAACCUUUUGCAGUGGGCCCUCUGUACACAUGCUGGGAACUAGUCUGUGUCCCUGAGAAUAAUUUCUGAAUGUUAAAAGUCUAUGAGUGAAGGCACUGGGUUUUCAUAACAAAAGACCUUUCCUAUGGCUGUAUGUUCACUUUGAAGGACAUUACUACCCUGAAGCUAAAAAAAAAAUGGAUAUGGAGUAGUGUAACGGUGGUAUCUGACACUGUGAAAAAUAGUUAUGAUUUGAACAUCUCAAUUACAAUAUAGAUACAAAGUAAUCAAAGCUGUUAAAAACAAGAAUGGAAACUACUAAGUAAUACCUUGCAUGCUAUGCAUCUCAUUAUAAUUUCCCAUGAUAUGAAGCCAAAUAUGAUAUAUAAUAUAGCAUAUGUAAUAUCCAAAGGUGGAAACCAGAAUAAUAUAGUCAUCAACUGUUCCCGUGUCUUCAAUUAAAUACUUUAUAUUCCCGUGGUAAAACUGUAUUUAACUGAUUGAUAAACAGGCUAAUAGAAUUUACAAAAUGAAUGUGCUAAUGCAGUUUUCUACAGUUCUACAAACUGUAGAGAAAAUGAAAUUAUGAAUUUGAUUGCUCAGAGGCCAUGGCAUAGAGGGCAUCUCUAGUAAAGUUGCACUAGACCUGAAUCACAUAAGAGUCAAGGGUUAUGGGGAAAGUAAACACAAAUAAUAUGCCUGCCAUUUAACCAGCAAACCAAACACUUCAUGCCCUUGUUUAGGAUAACUUGCACACCCUGGAAUCAUGCAUUUGUUUACAAGUCUCUGAUUUCACUUUUGAUUACGUCAUUUUGGAAUUUGAUCACAGCAUUUUAAAACAAUGAUAACACAGUGCAGAACUGGGAGAGUUUCUUCAUUUGUUCCAUGAGGAAACUAGCUGUUUCUGUGUGGGGAAGCUCAUAAUAUGCUGGGGAAAACAUCAGGACAAAUAAAAAGAAAUGAUGGCAUAAACCCCCCAAUAGAAGCAGUGCAUUAUUUGUUUAAAAACUCUUAACAGAAAUCUUGGAAAUCUUUCAAAAGACUAUUUAAUUCUCUAUUGGCUGAGGACUACUUUUUAAAAAUGUCUUAAAUGGGGCUUUGUUUGCAUUGUUUGAGUUCAAGGGGCCUUAUUAUUGAAUACAAUUGCACAAGCCUUUCUUUGUGCAAUCAAACCUUUGUCAUUGGUAGGUUUGCAAAGGAAACUGUGGAAUCUAAUUGGCAAUAGAGUCAUAAAACUAUUUACCAAGAACCAGUUCUAGAAAAUGUUGCAAUUCAAAUGUACUAUGCUCAGGAUUCAUUUGAGAUUCUAAAGGUUGUGAGAUUUAAAAAAAAAUACCCAGCAAAAACAUCCAUGAAACUUCUGGUUACAGAUGGAGUUUGACUUUAGGAAACAGAAACUAAAAAUAGAACCUAACUGAAUUUCUUAAUAAAAUAUAGUUCUGGAAAAGAUUAACAUUUGUAAAGACUGCUUUUUGCAACAGAUCUGUUUUAUUUAUUUAGUUUCUUGACAAGUUAAGUUCCCAUUUGUAUCAGAGCAUACAAAGUCAUUUGUUCAGACUAUUGACUUUACAACUUAAUGAAUUGGUGCAUGAGUCCUUCAGUACUGUAUCUUACUUUGUUGAUGUGUCUAAUGGAAGUUUCUAGGUGGUCACAAAACCAUUUUCUGUCAUGUGCCUUCAAAGAGAACAGUUCAUUUCUGUUUACUCAUUGUUCUAUAUGGUCACCUUUCUGGUAGUGGGCAACCAAGUCACUGAUCUGAUUUUACAACUGUCAUGACUUUAAUGAGAAAUGCAAAGUAUUUCAUGUACACGAGGCCCACUACAUUGAAACAACUGUCAGCACUUACAAAGAUGUUUGCUGUAAAUGUGGUUGAUAUUUCACUUGUUUUCCCCCUACCCCAUAGUUUUAAAUAUAUUCUAAUAAUGGCAGCAUACUCUACUAGCUGUUCAUACUUUUUUAACUUUCUUUUGUUGUAAAUAUUGUAUACUUUUUGUGAUUCAAGUUAUGUAGCCUAUAUGCUCUGUAAGGUGAUUAUUUGUAUAUAGCAAAAAGGCCCAGUAAUAUUAUAUAGUUUCCUGUUUAAAAGGUUAUUGAGUAACCUUUGCAUUAGUUUAAACACUACCAGACAUAAAGCUGAGCCAACUAUAAACACUCAAUUUUUGUAUGUUUUCCAAAUUGUACUUAUUAAUGCUUUUGAUACUGUAUUAUGUGCCAAUAGUUUCCCAAUCACAUAGCAGGCAAAAGAUAUUUUGUACUUUUUGAUCCACUGUAAUAUUUAAUAAAAAAUGUUACUAUCUGUC